GGCGGGGGGGGGGCGGGGGCGGGGGGGGGCGGGGGGCGGCGGCGGGUUUCGGGGGGGGGCGGCGGGGGGGGCGGGGGGGGGGGGCGGGGGGGGCCCGGGGGCGGGGGGCGGGGCGGCGGGCGGGGCGCGGGGCGGGGGGGCGGCGGGCGGGGGGCGGGGGCGGGGGCGGGCGGCGGCGGCGCGGGCGGGGGCGCGGCGGGCGGGGCGGGGGCGGCUGCGGGGGGCGGGGCCAUUUGCCCUUGCGCGCUGCCCGCGCUUGUGCGCGCGCGCCUUUUGCCGCGCCGGCCACCGCCUUGA
Molecule: messenger RNA, 297 nt
Organism: Cherax quadricarinatus
Lineage: Eukaryota; Metazoa; Arthropoda; Malacostraca; Decapoda; Parastacidae
Source: RefSeq, a predicted model, not a curated record